Hyposmocoma kahamanoa is the source of this 2186-nucleotide messenger RNA. RefSeq lists its product as uncharacterized. The record is from RefSeq and is a predicted model, not a curated record. The transcript has 3 exons. Gene Ontology annotation, cellular component: nucleus. The coding region runs from base 1 to 870 and encodes 289 amino acids. Gene Ontology annotation, biological process: regulation of exit from mitosis. Lineage: Eukaryota; Metazoa; Arthropoda; Insecta; Lepidoptera; Cosmopterigidae.
AUGUUUUCUUCAAACACAAAACCGACAAAACCCAUUAUAGUUAAUCUUAAUAUCGGUGACCAAUUGACGUCAAUAUCUUGUGGUCACGUAGUGGUUGAACUUAUAAAGUUUAUCGCUUAUCAACGAUUGCAGAUACCAUACUCUUACCAGUGGCUAAAACAAGUGGUGAAUAAGAGAAAGACAUGUGAAGAAGGAAAUAGAAAUGAAAAUUUACAAUCGGAAAGACAAUUUCGAAUUGCUUCUGCUUCAUUGGAAAACCUUGAUUUUAUUCUAAAGAGUCUUUGUCAAGAGAUUUGCGGCCCAGCAAUUCCAGAGGAAGUAAUCAUAGCACUUGGAGGUACCCCAGUGACGUGGAAGGAAGUAUAUCGACUGUUACUGCCCACACUUUGCCACAAACCUCAGUGCCACUCAGCACAUAUAGCUAAUGAUGAGAAAAUACAGAGAACUGUGUUCAGGACAUUAGUAACAUCAGAAAAAUUGAGUGAAGUAUUCUUCCAUCCAAUACCACCAACUAACACUUACAUUUUAAUUAAGAAGAAAUUAACUGGCAACCAAGAUGUAGUACUAAACACUGACAAUUUUGUGCUUACCAGUGGUUGUCGCAUACCACGAAGCUGUAAAACAGUUGUUGUAGACUUCAGAACUCACCAUGGGAACAAUUUGUCUUGUUGCAACGAAUUUCAAGUAUUUGGAGACAUAAUAAGCCGCAAUUUCGAUGAUCUUCAGAUUGACGAUAAGGAGGAUGAUGAACUCAAUGAAAUAGAAUCAACACACAACAUGAAAUGGUACCAAUCAACCUACAUAAUGAAAGGGUUUAAAGAUUGUUUAGUCAAUGGAACUUCAGUCUCUAAUAUAUGGUUACAAUCUUAAUGACAAUUUUAUGUACCAUUAAUAUGUUAAUACCACUACAUGAAAAUAGUGGCGUAGAGUCGAUUUGCUGCCCCCUUUAUUUUCGCGAUUACAAAAGUAGUUCGUUCGGGCAGGCUCGGCUCGAUUGUGUUUUUAUGUUCGCUUGUCGUCGCAAUCUUUGUUUUGUUCAGGAUAUUGUUUUCUUAAAAAGUGGUAAUUUUUUUUUCUAAUUUUAAGUAAAAAUAAUCAUUUUGACUAGUUAGGUUAAGCCGCGCUCGCCGUCGCCCCCAUUGCUGUGCCGCCCGGGGCUAUACCUCUUCAGCACCCGCCGCGCUACGACACUGCAUGAAAACUUAAACAAUGAAUAAAUGUAGAUAACGUUUAUUACCCUGUGCCUCUACCAUAUUACACAUGAUAAUUGUCACUAGCAACUACGUAAAAUAUUUGCAUGCAAAAUGUUACUUUUCCUUGUGACCGCUAGGGGCGCUAUACAAUUUUUUAUACAAAAGUGAAUGUAAAUAACGCGGUCGCUAGCGACAUCUGUCACUGUAAUAUCAUGGUAGAGGCGCUGUUCAAAUUUCUUACAAUAAUUAUAUUUGACUGUUCUUAAAAGUAAAACUUAUAAGAUAUCUUAAGAUUUUCGUAUAGCAUUUAGUUUUUUUUAAUUUAACUGAGGUUUGAAGAAAGCUAAGUUUAAUCUGGCUCCGCCUCUUUUUAGCUGCCAAUUAACUAAACGCCUAAAUAGGACAUUUUAUGUAGUUAUAUCAUUAUCUGAGUUUUUGUAUCGACUUCUUAGGUUUUCGCGAAUCCUAUUCAUUGGAAGUGAAAUAUAUUUUUUAUUAUGUAAAAAGAAAUAUAUUCGAUUACAAAUCCGGAAAAAAUAUCAUAUUUCCAAAAAUUUGUUUUUCUUUUGUUUGAUUAAUUGACUCUUAAAUCUUAAGAUUUUGAUGUUUUUGUAGUAUUCGCUCAUAGUUUUAGGUGUGGAUUUUACGAAGCUUUUUCUACACUGACGCUCUGGCAACUUUUUAAUGCAUCGUUAACAUGGAAAGGCCUCUUCUUGUGUUGUUUCAACCGGUAUAUGUGUAGUAAGAAUAAAACGUCAUAAAUUGCUCAAUUGUUAUUUUGUUUAAUUCUUUGUUGAAAUACAUUAUACAUAAGUAAUAACAUAGUUUAAGUAGCUAAAUUAAAUAUAUGUUUUUAAUAUUGCAAGUGAAAAAUGAAUUUAAUCUAAGGCUGAAAAUCCGUGCCAUAGAGGUGUAAGUAUAUUGUACUUUUACACAGGUACCUAUAUAGAAGGUUUAAUAAUAUUGUAAUUGUUGAAUAAACCAGAAUAGUAC